Aaosphaeria arxii CBS 175.79 is the source of this 861-nucleotide messenger RNA. RefSeq names its product S-adenosyl-L-methionine-dependent methyltransferase. The record is from RefSeq and is a predicted model, not a curated record. The transcript has a single exon. Bases 1 to 861 code for a protein of 286 amino acids. NCBI's taxonomy places the organism in Eukaryota, Fungi, Ascomycota, Dothideomycetes, Pleosporales.
AUGGACCCCCUCUCCCCACACCUCCCCACCCGCGCCUCCGCCCUCCUCGCCGGCCCCUCCAAAGUCCGCACCUACGACGCCUCAGGCGGCGCCGUGACAAAGCGCCUCGCAUCCCACAACCUUUCCCUCCUCCCAGCACUCCCCUCCGGCUCCGUCGUCCACGACAACGCCUGCGGACCCGGAACCGUAACCCAGCUCCUCCUCAACUCGCACGCGUCGCCAGAGACGACGCUCAAGAUCCACGCCACGGACACGGACCAGAUAUUCCUGGACGUGCUGAAGGCAGAGGUAGAUGAGAAGGGGUGGCCGGUUGAGGUGUCGAACCAAGCGGGUGAGAAGCUGGGGUUCGCGGAUGAGUUUUUUGAUCUGAGUGUUACGAAUAUUGGGAUUUUCUUCAUGUCGGAUGGGGGGCUUGAUGGUGCGAAGGAGAUUUAUAGGACGUUGAAGACUGGGGGUACGGCGGUGGUGAAUUGCUGGAAACUUAUCACGUGGUUCUUUCCGAUCAAGACGAUUCAUGAUAGGUUUAGGCCCGGCAAGCCGUUCCCUGCGCCGGUCAUCAAUUGGAAUGAUGGGUCGCAGCUGAAGAAGAUCAUGCUGGAGGCUGGGUUCAAGGAGGAGAAUAUGCGGAUGGAGGAGAGUGAGACGUCGACACAGAUCCCCGAAGGAGAGUUUAGGGACUGGGCGGAGAAAGCCUGGGCCUAUCUAGGAGGAAUUGGGAGGUGGCAGGAGGAGGACGAGGGAAAUUGGGAUGCUUCGGUCGAUUAUUUGGUAGAGCUGAUGUUGGCCAUGAAGACGACGGCUGUUGUGGAUGGUGUUGUUCAGAUGAAAGCAAGCCAAUGGGUUGUUAUUGCACAGAAGUGA